GUGAUUUGCCUGUGCGAAGGCAUGAUGAAUGUAUAUUUCAUAAUUGGAGUAAAAAUAUCCUGAUCUUCAGCUAGCCCAUGAGGAGAGAAGAAUAUGAGCGCAGCUACGGGCGUCGCAGCCAUGUGCCUCCUCCUCUUCCGUCCCAGCAGGAGGAUCCAAGGAGCAGGAGGUCACGGACCAAGAUGAAAUGCCUUAUCUCCAUAGGACUCAUCUUGCCCGCCCUCGCCGCAGUCAUCGGCGUAGCUGCAUGGGCUGUAAGCGCGGAUGUCGUCAUGAACUCGGCCAACAACAGAGCCAACAAGGUAGACAACGGUCUCCUGCAGAGCUUUUCAAUGGGCAAUGACAACCGACCAAAUAUCUUCAGAAAUAAUGAAGAAAACCAAAGGCUUCAGUCCCAAACGGAUGCAGUUGCUCCCACAACAAAGCGGACUACCACUACAACAAGUACGAGCACUACUAGUACAACGCCCGCUACCACCACAACAACAACAACAACUACUACUACUACCACUGCGGCUCCACAAACACUUUCUCCGAAAGAUGCAUCAGAUGUAAAUGCCAUAUUGUCGAAAUUGAUAUCUGCUUCUGGAGCAGUGUCCGGUAGCAACGGGCCCCGGUUUGUCGUAGUUGCCCCUUUGCCAGAUCAUCCAGAAUCUACUAUAUCUCGAGUAGAUAGUCAUGUGGCUGAAAGUCCCAGUAACAAAGAAAAAGACAAUACCUGGCAACCAACUAGGGAAGAACAAUCCGAAGAUUUAGCUGCUUCUGGAUCUUCUCAAAGCUAUUCCAUCUCCAAAUCAAAUCCACAAACGAAGAGUCAACACUCGCUUCACAAGAAUGGUAAUUCGACAAAUCGGGGCAGUGCUCCCAAAAGUGAAGCUACGCGGAGAAUUGGCGAAAAGCCUUUACUGAUACAAAUGGCGAACAAUAACCGCAGAACGAGCAGUGGAUUUAACUCUCAACCGCUAGAACUUACUGGGUUCGAGCCUUUCGAUUCCAUGAUGCAAUCAGAAUCGGUGAUGUCAUCCAACUCGCAUGUACCAAACCCCCCACAGAACCACCCCCAUAAUUUCCCCAGUUCCUUCAAACGAGGACCUCCUCAAGGAUUCUACAGCUCAAGAAAUCCCCAUAAACCACUACAGCAUUUUGAAUUGAAAGAUCAACAUUUGUUCAAUGGCCCUCAUAUGCACGAGCAUGGUGUUCACAAUUUCAACAUGAACAGGCCACCAAUGAUGGCUGCUUCUCAUCAACAUGCAGUAGGCUUGAAGCCAUUCCAGCAUCAGUUACACCACAUAGAAAAUGGUCCUCAGCCAGAAGAGUCCAGAUGGGGUGCUGGAGGGUUUGUGCCACCACCUAGUGCUUACGCUCACAAACCACCAGAAGGCAUAUCGCUAAGCAUCAGUUCUCCGGCGAAUAGUGGGACCCAUGUGUCUUCGGAGCCCGUCAGUGUGAUCAAAAGUUUCUUUCUGCCAUUUUUGCCAAAACCGAGAUUGAACAUGAACGCUAGAGUUGUGUUUGGUGUAGUUUUAGACAAAGGUAUGGGGAUCGGAGGGAAGAAAGAUGCUGGACACCGUCCAUACCGAUGA
Messenger RNA from Uloborus diversus, 1583 nucleotides. Its product is annotated as probable serine/threonine-protein kinase dyrk2. The coding region runs from base 78 to 1583 and encodes 501 amino acids. NCBI's taxonomy places the organism in Eukaryota, Metazoa, Arthropoda, Arachnida, Araneae, Uloboridae. The transcript has 4 exons. The record is from RefSeq and is a predicted model, not a curated record.